Messenger RNA from Diorhabda carinulata, 6437 nucleotides. RefSeq names its product chromatin-remodeling ATPase INO80 (gene Ino80). The transcript has 20 exons. Lineage: Eukaryota; Metazoa; Arthropoda; Insecta; Coleoptera; Chrysomelidae. Bases 141 to 4649 code for a protein of 1502 amino acids. Gene Ontology annotation, molecular function: histone binding; ATP binding; ATP hydrolysis activity. Gene Ontology annotation, biological process: DNA repair. The record is from RefSeq and is a predicted model, not a curated record. Gene Ontology annotation, cellular component: Ino80 complex.
GUCAUUUGUCUGAUUUCUUAUGUCAAAUUGAAAAUUUUCUGUCAGGUUAUGUAUAACAAAUUGUAAAAUAGGAUGAUAAUGUAUUCUUAAGAAUUUUAGAGCUUUAACGUUAUCAUUACAGGAAUAUUCUAUAGUUCAGUAUGCGGAAUAGUGGCGAAAAAACAUAUAAAAUAUUACCCAAUAAAUCAAAAUACAACAAUAGGCCAUUCACAGCAAAACCAAUCCAUAUCCGAAGAAUCGAACAAGCGUUAGACUUAAACAUGUUCUUUCAAAAUGUUAAUGAUCAAUUACAAAUAAGUAGUGAUUCUGAUGACUCUGAUGAAGAUGGAGGAAGUAUGAGUGACAUUAAUAUAGAGAAUAUUCUAAGAGAUACCGAACCAAAUUCUAAAGAAUAUUACAAUUUGAAAAGUGUUUCAUCUAGAAGAAAAUGGCUUGCUGAUGUUUUACUUGAAAACAAUGACAGUACCCCUGAUGAUGUCCAAUAUAAAUAUGUAAUGGGGAUGCACUCUUACCAGAAAUUUUUGAGAAAAACUAAAGAUAACUGUGAUAACUAUAGAUACUAUGGGGCUGGGUUAAUAAGUGCAGUGGAUCAAUACCCGGAAAUAGAAAAGAAUCUUCCUGUUUCUAUGAAGAAACACAAAAUAAAAACCGAUGAAACUUCUAAGUCACCUUUAUACCAUCCUGAAAUUUUAGAUGAAAUAUCUGAUGAGCCGUGUUUAGACUUGAAUCUUCAGAAUGGCAUGGAAUUUCAAGCAAUGGAAGAAAUUGAAGAUAAAUAUAUACCGACUGAUUAUGGACUUAAUAUUGCCAGUCAGUCAGUACCUGUAGUGCCAAUGAACAUGAAUAUGCCAAAGAAAAAAGCAAAGAAGUUUAGAGAUGAAGAGUCUCGAAGGAAAUGGGAAGAUAUGAUGACUAUUAAAAGAAAAAAGCUUUUCACCAAUAUUGUUAAAAAAGAAAUUGGGAAGCAACACAGAUCAAAAAUUAACAAACAUAAAGAAAUGUUGCUGCAAUGUAAACGAGUUGCUUCGCAUUGUGUAAAAUAUGCACGACAGAAAGCACUUCAAAGUGCAAGAAUAGUAAAAGAACAACAAUGGAGAAUGAAAAGAUUAGCGAGAGAAAACAUAGCAUAUUGGAAGCGCUCAAGGAGAUUUGAUAGAGAGGUUAAAAAAAGAUUAGAAAAAGAAGCUGAGGAACAAAGAAAGAUUGAUCAUGAACUAGUUGAAGCUAAACGCCAACAAAGAAAACUUAAUUUUCUCAUUACACAAACUGAAUUGUAUGCCCAUUUUAUGUCUAAAAAAUUAGGUCAAGUAUCUCCAGAAGAACAAUUGAGAAUAUUAAGUCAGUUAGAUGAAGAAAGUACAACAAAAUUAAGUUGUGAUAACUAUGAUAGUGAAGGAAUGAAAGAAUUGGCCAAGAAGAAUGCAAUGGAUGCUUUCCAAAGUGAAAAAGCAAGAACGAGACACUUUGAUGAUCAAGCAAAUUCAUGUCUAAGUGAAUUUGACAAUAUUGAAGGGGAGCAUCCACAGCCUGAAAUGUUUAGAGGGAAAUUAAAAGGUUAUCAAUUAAGAGGAAUGAAUUGGUUGGCAAAUUUAUAUUCUCAAGGUAUUAGUGGGAUCUUGGCGGAUGAGAUGGGUUUGGGAAAAACUGUACAAAGUAUUGCUUUUUUGUGCCAUAUAGCUGAGAAAUAUUCUGUCUGGGGUCCUUUCUUGAUUAUAUCGCCUGCUUCAACUCUUCACAACUGGCAGCAAGAAUUAGCCAAAUUUGUGCCCGAUUUUAAAGUAGUUCCUUAUUGGGGGAACCCAAAUGAAAGAAAAAUCCUAAGACAGUUUUGGGAUCAAAAAGAUAUGUAUACUAAAGAUGCAAGCUUCCAUAUUGUAGUAACUUCAUACCAAAUUGUUAUAACCGAUAUCAAAUACUUUAAUAGAAUUAAAUGGCAGUAUAUGAUAUUAGAUGAAGCUCAAGCUAUUAAAAGUACAAGCUCUAUGAGAUGGAAAACUCUUUUAGGUUUUAGUUGUAGAAAUAGGCUUUUGUUGAGUGGAACACCGAUACAAAAUAGUAUGGCAGAAUUGUGGGCUUUACUACACUUUAUUAUGCCUACACUAUUUGAUUCACACGAAGAAUUUAAUGAGUGGUUUUCAAAGGACAUUGAAAGCCACGCAGAAAAUAAAACAGGAAUAGAUGAAAAACAUCUGUCAAGAUUACAUAUGAUACUAAAACCAUUUAUGUUACGAAGAAUAAAGAAAGAUGUGGAAAAUGAGCUCUCUGAUAAAAUAGAAGUGAUGGUAUACUGUCCACUUACAACAAGACAAAAUUUAUUAUAUUUGGCAUUAAAACAAAAAAUUAAAAUUGAAGAUUUGUUGCACUAUACAGUUGGGGGUGGGGAUUCCCACACAGUGGAUAAAAAUUUUACAUCUAAUUUAAUGAAUCUUGUAAUGCAAUUUAGAAAAGUUUGUAAUCACCCUGAACUUUUUGAAAGAAGGGAUGCAAAAUCACCUAUACGAAUAUCUUCUUUACAGUACAACAUUCCUUAUCUCUUAUACGACUAUAAUGUUAGAGAGGUUUUAAUGUGGAAACUUAACAAAUAUUUUGUUUUUACGCCUGAAUAUAUAUCCAAAGCCAUUGGAAACGAUUUUUGCAACACAAUUUUCAAUUUCUGUUUGGGCUUAAAAUUAUCUUUUAUAGAUAUUUAUAAAAUUUUUCAAGGAGAUGUUUUGGACAGGUGGCGAAAUUAUUUUGAGCUGGAACGAUCUGAUGAAAUUUUGUUUCAUAAAUAUUCAUGGAAUUCCAAAUUUAGUCAGAUGCCUAUGUUGAGCCUACGACAUUGUUUGCGACUUAACAAGUGGCAUAUACAAAGUAGCAUUGUUCUCUAUGAUUUAAUUUUUACAAGACAUAAUAGGGGAAAUAGAGUUUUUUACAGUCAUACCAAUCAUUUGUAUCAUUCCAUGCCUGAAACUAUAGAGCACAAGAAUAUUCGUUUAAAAACUAAAGUAAUAUAUUCAGAAGAUAAUUCUAUUAUUGAUGUCGUUAAUGAAGAUGGACCCAAACCAAUACAAAGUCCCUCUACAGAUUUUCCUUAUAUAAAAAGGGAAACACAAAUUUUUGAAUGUACAAAGACUGAAAUUCCCGCCUUUUUGUUCUACAAUAUGCCCAGAGUAGCCUCGGCAUCCAUUAGUCUAUAUUGUUAUUCUCGUAGAGCAGCUUGGGAUUAUAAGCGUCAUGUAGCAGAUUAUAGUUUUAAUUCAUUAAAUUAUUAUUGGUCUAGAGCAACAAAUAAUACAUUUAACUAUAAAUCAGCUGAAAGUUUAUAUCCGCAACCAUUUAGUUGUGUAGAUAUUAUAAGGCCAACCAAUGGCUGGUCGAAUAUAGUUAUUCCAGAUAAAGAGAGUUUAGUGACUGAUUCUGGAAAAUUAUCAGUACUUGAUGGGCUACUGCGAAGACUUAAAGAAGAAGGACAUAGGGUUUUAAUUUAUUCUCAAAUGACCAAAAUGAUCGAUCUCUUAGAAGAAUAUAUGUGGCAUCGACAUCACAAAUAUAUGCGCUUAGAUGGAUCUUCGAAAAUUUCCGAACGGAGGGAUAUGGUGGCCGAUUUUCAAGCUAGAACCGAUAUUUUCGUUUUCUUGUUGUCUACAAGAGCUGGUGGUCUUGGUAUCAAUCUAACAGCAGCAGAUACGGUAAUAUUUUAUGACAGUGAUUGGAACCCAACUGUGGACCAACAGGCGAUGGACAGGGCCCACCGAUUGGGUCAAACAAAGCAGGUGACAGUCUACAGAUUAAUUUGUAAAGGCUCUAUUGAAGAACGCAUAUUACAAAGGGCCAGAGAAAAAAGCGAGAUUCAAAAAUUGGUUAUUAGUGGUGGGAACUUUAAACCAGACACUCUCAAACCGAAGGAAGUCGUAUCUUUGUUGCUUGAUGAUGACGAAUUAGUCCAAAAAUAUCAUUUGAAAAUUGAGAACCCCUCAGAGGAAAGCCGGGAAGCAGAACGAAAACGAAAACUUCAGUAUAAGACAAUACCAAGUGGUUUGGAAGUUAAAAGAAUUAAGGUAGAAUCAUCUAUCGAGGAAAUCGAAAGUGCCCCUAACAGCCCUCGAAGUGUCCAUUCUAAUGACAUUUUGGCAGAUGAUGCUGUGGACAUUUAUAAUGAUGACGCCGACUUGCCGGUUACGAACAAAUACACUGUAUAUAACGUUUAUGGAUCAGCGGUGAAACCAAGAACUCCUGGACGCGGCUCAUCUAGAAGAGGACGGCCUAGAGGAUCUAGAAGUCGUACGAUAGGUCUUAAUAGACAUACUUCCAAUAGUAAUGGUGGUUCGACCAGUGGAGUGUAUUCAUCAGAGAAUAUACUAACAGAUUCAGCAUCGUCGAUAUCUUCAUCACAGUCAUCGCCGUCCAGUGCAUUUAUGGACGUUACUGUGAAUUCUAGUGGACCUAACUCGAGUCCUCAAACAACAACAACCCGAAGAGGUCCUGGCAGACCCAGACUAAAACCGGGUGGUCCAUCAAAUGCUGGUUCAAGGGGUACAUAUAGACCCAGAAAACCUGCCAGACCUCUACCAGUACCUUUACCUUCAGAUGGUACUAAUUUAAACUCAAAAGAAAAUAGUAAUGCACAGUAUUCCAGUUAUUCUUUUUAUGAUUUUCCUGAUGAUUAAGUUAUUUAUCCUACUUGUUUUUUGAAUUCCAUCUUUCACAAGCUGCAUCUAUCACAUCAUAUAGAACUUUAGAAAUUAUGUUUCAAUUUUAGUGAUUUCACUAAGCAAGUGUGAUGCUAAAUAUUGAAGUAGUAAUAAUUAUAGAUAAAAUAUUAUUCAUAAAUGUCAUUCAACUUAUUCAAUAUUAUCAAAUGACUGCUUCAAGUAUCUAGUAUAAGGAAUUUAUAAAACAAAUUUGGUCUACGUGAAAAAAGAAUCGCUCUAUAUCGUAUAUUUAUAAUUGAUUAAAAUAUUUUCUGUAACUUUGGUUAAAAAUUGAGGUCCCUUAUAAAGGUCUCUCUAGAAAUUUGAUGGUUACUUCAAGUAAAUUGCAGGGAGUUUCAAAAAGGUAGGUCAAACAUAAAUUAACCGUUUUUGGGACCAAAACUAACUUGAUUCAACCUUCAUAUGAAAUUUAGGUGUGCAAAGAAAUUUCUAAAUGUUUUGUUUUUUGUUGCUACAAUUGUUAAAUGGUAAUGUUGUGGGCUUAGAGUCUCUCAACUUCCAUAAAAUUUUGCAAAGUCCAAUGAUAGGACGAUAUAAUAAUAAGAUUUUUAUAUAUCAUGUUUAACGAUUCUUAAAAUUCUCGAAAAAAAUCAAUAGAUAGUAUGAUGAAGUUUUUUUUGGCUCCCACAUUUAACCUACCUUUUUGUUAACAUCUAUACAUUGUUUUAUUGAACAUUAGAAAAAUGUAAAACAUAUUCGGUUUGAUAACAAAAGGAUGAAUACGUUCUGUUGAUGUUACUGGAAGAAAGAUCGAAAUUUAUUCAAUUAAAGAUUUAAAAACGAAAUUAUCCAAAAUAUUGUAGGUUUCUUGUAACUUGACUUAUGUUCACAUAGGCUUCAUUUUUCAGUAGCAUCUACUUGAAAAUACUGUUAUGUGUAAACCUUAUUACUUUAAAUUACACUCAUCAAAUUAAUCCUUAAGACUGAUUUAUAAACAUAAUGAUGAAGAAAUAGUUACCAAUUAUUCUGGUGCAAAAUGAUAAGUUAGGCUCUCUCAAUUAAAGAACUCUGCUCAGCACUAUUCUUCUAUGUUCAAUACGCAUAUAAUUGAAUCCAGUACCCUGGACUACUUUUUAAAUUUUAUCUCACAAAUUCUCAUAUUCAAUCAUUUGUUUUAUUAUGUUUAGAGUACUACGGGGAAGUAUCAUUCUACCCUCAUUUUAUAUUUCUAUACAUAUAAAUAUAAAUCAUACAACAAAACAUAUAAAUGAUUGUGGCUAUUUUUUAAAUUCCAAAUUUUUUGAAAAUAUUCUUGUCCUCAUUUUAUAACUAACAAAGUCUAGAAAUUUUGACGCAAAUAUGAAGAGAAAGUCAAUUUGUUUUUCCACAUUUGAUAUCGCAUUUUCUUGUUGCUGAAUAUAUGUCAUUAUAAUAAAGUCUUUUUAUAAAAUUAUAUCUGUUAUAUAUAAUAUCUUGAUUUAAAGUUUGGAUAAAUGUGCUAAUAACUUUAUACUAUUUACUUGUUGAAUUUUUCAUAUAUACUUUUUUGGAAUUAUACAUUGACACUCCAUGCCUGUUUUUACAUAUAUUUUUCCAAUAUUCAAUGAUAGUGUAUACAUAUACAUCAACGUCUUUUUUUAAUUUCUAAUUGCAUAUAGAUCUAUAAACUUUUGUAUUAUUUUUCAAGAAAUAUAGUUUACGAAAUCUAUAAAAUAUAACGUAAAUUAGGCAAAAAAGCUGUAUCAUGUUUUUUUAAUUAUUUUCCAAUAAUUCUGGAAAUGUAUUAUUCUAAGGUUCCUUUAA